This is a messenger RNA of Haliotis rufescens (red abalone), 627 nucleotides long. RefSeq lists its product as uncharacterized. The transcript has a single exon. NCBI's taxonomy places the organism in Eukaryota, Metazoa, Mollusca, Gastropoda, Lepetellida, Haliotidae. The record is from RefSeq and is a predicted model, not a curated record. Bases 1 to 627 code for a protein of 208 amino acids.
AUGGACGCAGACGACGACGAUUUAUUUCUGACGCAGUCAGUUUUUAAAGAAUCGGCAUCCUGUGCUGACAAGGAAAGUGAUGACUUUAAAUUCCGUUUUGGAGAUCUACUCUCCGAGCGUGAAAUAGCCAAGAAAAUUGAGAUCUGUGUCCCUAGAACAACACGUUAUAAAAAUGACUGGGCAUUCUCAACAUUUAAACGGUGGCAAGAAGAACGCAAGUCACAGUCAAUUGCGGACAAUUUGGAAUUACCGCAAAAGUGCUUGACAGAGGAUAUAGUCGAAAUGAGCCUAUCUACUAUGAACACUGCUUUCAAAUAUUUCCUUUUUGAGGCAAGGAAACUGGACGGCGCCCAGUACACGGCGGAUACUGUACAUGGACUGUUUACCGCUCUUCAGAGUGGCUUGAGGCUUAAAGGGCGAAAGAACAUUAAUUUGUUCGAGGAUCAACAGUUUGAAGAGAGCAGAACAUGUCUGGACGCUUUAAUGAAGGAACUUUCUAAAAAAGGACUGGGCAGCUCUGCCAGGAAGAAAACUGAAACUAUAUCAAUGGACGACGAAGAGCGCUUGUGGAGUAGCGGUUCAUUAGGUGAAGACGACCCUCAGCAACUUGUGGAUAUUAAUGUGUGA